This is a messenger RNA of Acaulospora morrowiae, 308 nucleotides long. Lineage: Eukaryota; Fungi; Glomeromycota; Glomeromycetes; Diversisporales; Acaulosporaceae. The record is from the annotation of a GenBank genome assembly.
UUUGGCCGAAAUAUAUCGACGUUGUGGAAUUGGCUUUUGGUAAAGACGAAUCUGUAUACAAAAGUGCAUCACCAACGAAUAAUUCAGGCGCUGUGAGGGUACCAUCACACCUAAUUAUUCAUUCAAUGGAAGACGAGUUGGUGGAUUUUGAUCAGAGUUAUAAUUAUUUUGAACAUGUGAUGAAAUGCGGUGGAAUCGACCUGGAGAUGAAUAACUCUCUCGAGGGGACUCAUGAGGGCAUUUUACAGACCGACGAACUAGUAAAUGUAGUUGUGAAAUUUAUAUUGAUCGAGGAAUCAAAAGAAUGA